This is a messenger RNA of Galendromus occidentalis (western predatory mite), 2223 nucleotides long. RefSeq lists its product as uncharacterized. The record is from RefSeq and is a predicted model, not a curated record. Bases 188 to 1924 code for a protein of 578 amino acids. Lineage: Eukaryota; Metazoa; Arthropoda; Arachnida; Mesostigmata; Phytoseiidae. Gene Ontology annotation, cellular component: nucleus. The transcript has 5 exons.
GCGCUUCUCGGAGGAGAUGCCCCGAAGGCCGAGUCGGAGCCACUUCUCUGCACAUCGAAAGCAGUUCGGACCACGAGAAAAUGUGCCGAUUGUCUCCUUGUAAUCAACGCCGCACCGUCCGCUUCGUAUUUAAAUAAUAAUUCCCCCACCCCCGCGGUUCUUCAACGGUGCGAAGCCGGUUGUCAAGAUGGUCAGUGAUUCCUCUUCAGCUCAGUCAUCUAUGCAUGAGAUGUCCGUGGACCUGGACCCGGUCAAUACAUAUUUGGUAGCAGACACGUCCGUCCUGAUAAGAUCAUUGCCCAUGGUGCGGGCUCUUAUCGAGUCGAGUCUACCGUACUCCGUGUAUAUACCCUACAUUGUACUUACGGAAUUGGAUAGAGGGAGUACAGCCGCCCCCGUCAACCGACUUCUAUGUCGGUACAUGAAGCAGAAACAACCUCGGGUUAUUGCUCAGGGCGUUCUCGGCCACAAGGACGUCGCCCAGGCCUGUGGUGUCGUACUUAAAAAUGAUGAUCUCAUUUUGGGCGCCGCUCUCAAACUCAAAGAGAAAGGACUCAAAACUGUGAUGCUCACCAAUGACAAUAAUCUCAGUGUGAAGUCAUGCGCCAACGGGCUCUCCUGUUGGUCAUCGGUGGACUCCAUGUGCAAACUCAGGGAUGCGAUUCCCGAGAUGGAUCAUUUCAUUAUCAAGGAUCUCAGAGAGCUUUGUCAAAACGCGCAGCAGCUCUUCACGUUCUGCACGGAUCUCCUCAUGUGCGCCUUGAAGUUCCAGCUGGGAGAAGAAAGCCAGCUGACUUCUGUUAACAAUGGACUCGUCUACAGACUAGUAGAGAGAGUCAAAGAGCGGAAGAUUGUGAGGGAUUCGGAUCUCCUAGAUCGAACCGUAGCCUUGAUCAGAGAAAGUCGGAAGAGAGGACGUCAUCUGACCCACGACAGCGUCCAACGCUUCCUGAGACAUGUUUGUGCGAUUCUGGAGACCCUGAAGUCGAAGGAUGCCGUCGCAAGAAUCCUCAACGUUUGCAAAGGGAUUUUCUUCGCAUUGAAGAGUUAUCCGCGAGCCACCUCGAAAGCAAGUCUCUCGUCGAGCAUUGUCGAGCACAAAACGAACAGACGCUUCGAAAGUAUGUCAGGCGCACAGAGGAGGCAGGUUAUAGACAUCGUAACGAAGGCUGACAAGGCUCGCAGGAAGAGUGACCGUAUAAAGAAAGACAUCUCCAAACGAAAGAAACUCCCUAAAGUCGGGAGCACCGGAGACGCAGUCGAUUCUGACGACCAGGACGAUGGGAUGGAUGUCGACGACGAGUGCGCUGAGGGAUCUUCGCAACUCAAGGCGACGAUCUCAGCUGGGCCGAUGUUCCGGGGGCAUGACACGACCGCAGAGAUGUCGACUAGAUAUUCAAUAGGAGUCGAAGUUAUACCGAAGCGACCUCAGCAGACCUUCGGGCCACUCGUCGGAGACGACAUCAGAUGCUCUCCGGUGUACCACAUGUUGGAAACGGUCUGGAACUUCUUGCACUGCGUUUCCGGUUCUUGGGCUUCCCGGUGCGGAGUCGAAUAUUGCUGGAAGGCAAAUCCAGAGGCCGGUCUUGAAGUAAAACUCACCACUCUCGCAGAAUUCGCUGAAUCUCUCGGGAGGAUUGAAGAGGAUUACUCCCGUUUGCUCAAGCUCGGCAACAGCGUCUCCUCGGAACUCUUGCUGACAGUGGCGGAGAGAUUUAUCAAAGUUUUGAGCGAAGUGUGUGCUAAAAUUUUCACCGCAACUCCUCGGGAAGUUGUUCAAUUCUUCCAAGAUGAACGCACAAGUGAUAUAUUAUUGCAUGGUCGCACACAGCUGGGAGCGUUCCGGGACGCAAUUGUCAGAUGUCGCAAUAAGGAGACACAAAAAACCUUGGCGCGUCUCGCGAACGUUGAGCCAAACUCGUGACGCUGUCUCUAGAAUGGGUGUUUUCGUUACGAAGAAUUAAGUUAUCUAGUCUUCCGCAGUUCGCGGUAAAAAUCUUGUUUUGCGGAGGAAUCGGGAGAUUUAGUACAGUCCCCCCUCGGCUCACAUCGUGUUUCUAGAAUUUAGAAGUCGUUCGAACUCAAGUCCGAAUUUAAAGUCUGAAUUUCCAUUCGUCGAGCCUCUACUGUGUAAAAAUUGCAGUGUCGACAUUCCAUGUUGUUCUUACGGAUACUCAAUUUUUCAUCAUGUGCCAAUAAAGGUCCGUAUUGUUGAGCUUUUAA